Molecule: messenger RNA, 2214 nt
Organism: Leptonychotes weddellii (Weddell seal)
Lineage: Eukaryota; Metazoa; Chordata; Mammalia; Carnivora; Phocidae
Gene: ACTL7B
Product: actin like 7B
Source: RefSeq, a predicted model, not a curated record
AGACGCUUAACGACUGAGCCACCCAGGCGCCCCCCCACAUACCCUUUAGUAGUUGCCUUAGGGUCACCUCUCUCAAGAACCUGCUGACUCCUUCCCUCUAGUAAUCACUCCUUCCUCAUGCACCUUUGUUCUCCCAAUAGCCUUCCACCUACAAAUUCGUCUGCAUUCAUUCGGUCUCCUUCCCACCCAGGCGGGACACUGCUGUGGCCAGGCUUCUGGUCUAUCACUGGCAAGCUGCCCUGGGCUGGACCUGCCACCAGCCCCAGGAAAUGUUGAAUGAAGGGAUGAGGGUACUGUUGGAGCUCCCACGCUCGAAGACCUGGUGCACUGGAGUUGAAUGAACUUGAGUGAAAAGACAAACAUUUCAGGAACUGUUUGCUCCUGAGCAAAUCAUCUGAAUUCCGAGCCUUCAUUUCCUCGGCUCUGCCUAUACGUCUCAGGAUUCUGGGGAGUAACAUAUGUGAGGUUCCCGGUACAGUGCCUGGCUUCCUGUAGGGGCUCAAAUCUUUCUCACCCUCUCAGUCAAGCAGCAGAGGAAGAAAAGCUGUCCGGUCAGUGGACAGGGCAAUAGAAGCAGGGGUGUAAGGGGCGGGUAGCUGGAAACCCGAGACCCCAGUGUGCUUGGAUUUCUGAAAAUGCUGGCCGCCUGCUCUGUCUUGGAGCAAAGUCGAGUGAGGUGGAUGGCGGUGGGGGUGGCAGAUCAAGGGCCUGCCAAGGCCAAGCCCUCCCCGGGGCUGCCAGAAUAGACCAGCCGUCAGUGACAUCACAAUCCUGAGGGGUUGCCGAGGCACUGCUGGAGGGGGACCGUCUUAUUUCUCCCCACGGAGCUCUAGGAUGUGGAUGUGAGAAAGGUGAGCCAAGAAGGAAGAUGGCAACGAGGAGCAGCCCUAGCCCCAUGCCUCCGGGCACGGCUCAGGGUGACCCCGGAGAGGCAGGAACACUGCCAGGUCCCGAUGCUGGCAUCCGGGACACGUGUUCGGCAGCUCAGCUGAAGAUGAAGCCCAGGAAGGUGCGCAAGAUCAAGGCCCUCAUCAUCGACCUGGGCUCACAGUACUGUAAGUGUGGCUACGCGGGCGAGCCGAGGCCCACCUACUUCAUCUCCUCCACUGUGGGCAAGCACUGCUCUGAGGCGGCUGAUGCUGGUGACACUCGCAAGGAGACCUACGUGGGCCACGAGCUGCUCAACACGGCGCCCCUGAAGCUGAUGAACCCGCUCAAAUACGGCAUCGUGGUGGAUUGGGACUGCGUCCAGAGCAUCUGGGAGUACGUCUUCCACACAGCCAUGAAGAUCCUCCCCGAGGAGCAUGCGGUGCUGGUCUCUGACCCCCCCCUCAGCCCCAGCAGCAACCGGGAGAAGUACGCGGAGCUCAUGUUCGAGACCUUUGGCAUCCCUGCCAUGCACGUGACGUCCCAGUCGCUGCUGUCCAUCUACUCCUACGGCAAGACCUCGGGCCUGGUGGUGGAGAGCGGGCACGGCGUCUCGCAUGUGGUGCCCAUCUCGGAGGGCGACGUGCUGCCGGGCCUGACAGGCCGAGCCGACUACGCUGGGAGCGACCUCACCAACUACCUGCUGCAGCUGCUCAACGAGGCCGGCCACAAGUUCACGGACGACCACCUGCACAUCAUCGAGCACAUCAAGAAGAAGUGCUGCUACUCGGCACUCCUGCCCGAGCAGGAGCUUGGCCUGUGCCUGGAGGAGAUGCGCGUGGACUACGAGCUCCCCGACGGCAAGCUCAUCACCAUUGGCCGGGAGCGCUUCCAGUGCGCCGAGAUGCUCUUCAAGCCCACCCUGGUGGGCAGCAACCAGCCCGGCCUCCCCGCGCUCACGGCCGCCUGCCUGGAGCGCUGCCAGGAGGCGGGCUUCAAGGAGGAGAUGGCGGCCAACGUGCUGCUGUGCGGUGGCUGUACCAUGCUGGAUGGCUUCCCCGAGCGCUUCCAGAGGGAGCUGAGCCUCCUCUGCCCCGGGGCCAGCCCUGCGGUGUCUGCUGCUCCGGAGCGGAAGACCUCCGUGUGGACCGGCGGCUCCAUCCUGGCCUCCCUGCAGGCCUUCCAGCAGCUCUGGGUCAGCAAGGAAGAGUUCGAGGAGCGGGGCAGUGCGGCCGUCUAUGGCAAGUGCUGAGCGGCGGGGCCCUGACAGGCGGGGCCUGGUGGGCAGGCGGCCUGCGACCGCUCUACGCAUCCACAGAAGUUCGCAUAAAGCCUUCACGUGCAGUC